This is a messenger RNA of Dentiscutata erythropus, 495 nucleotides long. Lineage: Eukaryota; Fungi; Glomeromycota; Glomeromycetes; Diversisporales; Gigasporaceae. The record is from the annotation of a GenBank genome assembly.
UAUAUUAUGUUACGUUUACUGGAUUAACUAUAAUAAGUUCAGCUAUAUUAUCUCAAGGUUUUAAAUCUGCUCCUAUUAGUAUCGCUACAGUUGUAAUGGGUUUUUUCGUAAUAUGUUCGGGUAUUAUUUUAUUAUUUAAAUCUAAAAAAGAUGAUUCAUCUUUUUCAAAGAAUGCAGAAUCCGAUAAUCUUAAAAAGGAAGAUGAAAAUGAACAUGCUUUUGGUAUUCGAGCUAGUUUGGGAAGUAUUCAUAGAUUAUCACGUUCAUAUCCUUCUCAAAAUUCAUCUACUCUUCCCACCAAUAACAAAGAAUAUAGUAAAGAAUAUGAUAAUAAAGAAUCUAUUGGUAAAGAUGAUGGAAAACAAUCACAACAUAUAAGUAUUCAAAGUUCGAGAUUUUCAGCUGGUUUACCCCCAAUAAAUGAAUCAUCAAUGAAUCUUUAUCCUUAUCGAGAAGAUAAUAGAGAAGUUUACAAUACAACACCAAAUGAAUCAA